Larimichthys crocea (large yellow croaker) is the source of this 1724-nucleotide messenger RNA. RefSeq lists its product as uncharacterized. The record is from RefSeq and is a predicted model, not a curated record. The coding region runs from base 406 to 1080 and encodes 224 amino acids. The transcript is spliced from 6 exons. Gene Ontology annotation, biological process: response to bacterium. NCBI's taxonomy places the organism in Eukaryota, Metazoa, Chordata, Actinopteri, Sciaenidae.
CAUCUGUAUCGUGUGGCUGUUUAUUUUACAGAGAACAGUAGUGAACAACAACCAGAGACUGAAUCUCAUUUAAACAGUUUAUUGAUAGCACAAAGUGGAUGUACAGCGUUGGUGGGGGAGACAGUGGUUGCCAACCAGGACUUCUACUGUGCAUCCCUGUGAAGAAAAAGUCAACAUCUGACUGUCAAUACUCACCUGACCAUUGUUUCACUUUACAUUGUGGUGACAAACAGGUCGAGUCUCAAAUCUUUUAUAUAAUGUUUUUGUGAUGAUUUGUCACAAGUGCAGCUGUGAUCAUUGUCAGGAACAAAAAACAGUCUGUAAAGAGACACCCCGCCUCUUCAAACCGCCUGUCAGGACCUCAGUGUUAUAAAGCACCGUUACAGUGACACGAUCAUAUGCACAAUGAGGAGCUUCACCCUGAUAACAGCUUUACUUCUCUGCAGCCUCAGCUGGAUCUCUGUCUCAGCUUCUGAGUCUCAGACUGUGGAAGUUCAGCCUGGUCAAGAAGUCACACUGCUGUGCUCCAACUUUUCCAGUGUUCCCACUCAGAUAUUCUGGUUCAAACUGGUGAACAGAAGACAUCCACGCUGUAUUUCCCACAUGUUCAAUCCUCAUGAGCCUGCUAAAUUCUGCUCUGGAUUUCAAAAUGAAAAAUUUGAAAUGCGAUCAAACAUCUCUACUGUCUUUCUGAAAAUCAAACAAGUGGAUUUAUCUGACUCUGGACUGUAUUUCUGUGGAUAUUACAUCAGCAGCAGCGACCCUGUUAUUGUUGAUGCAACAUAUUUAGAGGUUCAAGAGUUUGAUGGAGUGAAAAACCUGAUGAGUGUGACGCUGGCCGCUCUGACUGCUUUCCUCGUCAUGGUCGUCAUUUGUCUGGCUGUUAAAAUCAAAAAGCUCCAGAAAGCUGAUAAUGAACAAAAGAGUCCUCAAUGGAGAGAGAAUCUGGACUCUGAUGAUCUGAAGGACGCAGACCUGAGUUUGUAUGCAGAGACAGUAAGAAGGAGGAAGCCUGAAUCAGAGAGAGAAGUGGAGACUCGUGUUGUUUAUGUUGCCAGCAGACAGACUCGCUGGAACUGAUGCAUUAUCAUAUUAAUCUGCUGAUGUGAUUUCUGUCUAAAAGUAAUGAAGAGCAGGAGUUCACAUCUUGUAUGUAAUUUUAAAAAACAAUACUGUAAUAAAUAUCAUACGUUGGUGAACCAUUGGCAGUGGUUUUCAUCAUUAGAAUACAUUUCUCUUUUUGAUAAAGUGUGUCUGAUACUAUUUAUUCAGCCACCAGAUAGACUCAGGAAGCACCUGGAGCUGCAGCUGGAAGUGUGACAGUUAGAUGGAGGUCUGCAGCAGUGCACAUUCAAGUUAAGCCUUCAUUUCAACCAUAAGAAAUAUCAUCAGCAACACAUCACUUGUUUGACAGGAAGAGACAGCACAGUGUGGUUUGUCAGGGUACAAUCAGUUAAGAAAAAAAGAAAUGGCAGUCAACCACCGUUCAAACAUACAGUGCAUCACUACAAUAAUAGUACAAGUAAGGUAACUGUAUCUCAAGAGAAGCGUCAGCCUCAAAAAUAUGCACAGCUUCACAUGAAAGCAUCCACUCUACAGGCUGUGUGUUUGAGAACCAAAUGGUUUAAAUAAAGCCAAAUGGGACUUCUGUUGCCUGCUUCCUUUUUUCAGUUUGUAAAAGUCCAGGCUGAUCCACUUCCAGAGUGUUUGACAGUGUGAACCUG